AUGUCCCCGCAGGGCUGGAGAGCACCGGGACGGGGCCUGAAGGACCUGACCGGCGAUGGGGGAGUGCGCAAGGAGGAGCUGCACCCCGGCACUGGCCCCACCGUGCCCCAGGAUGCUUCCGUGGCAGUGAAUUACUUUGGAUUCCUGGAGGACAAGGACAAGCCCUUCUGCACACACCUUGACAGCAAGUCUUCAAAGCUGAUGAAACUUGGAACAGACAUCACCCUGUGGGGGCUGGAGAUUGGCCUCCUGACAAUGAGGAAGGGGGAGAGGGCAAGAUUUUUCUUCACUCCCAGUUAUGCCUAUGGGGCAAUGGGCUGUCCUCCCUUGCUGCCCCCCAACGCCAUGGUCAUGUUUGAAGUGGAGCUGCUGGACUUCCUGGACACAGCUGAAUCAGACUUGUUCUUUGAUUUGACUGCUGAACAGCAGGAGAGUUUCCAACUAGAAAAAGUGUUAAAAAUAGCAGAAACAGAAAGAGAGUGUGGCAACUACUUAUUCCGUAAGAAGCUCUUCAGGAGUGCCAAAGACAGAUACAAAAGGGCACUCUCCAUCCUCAGUCGCAGCCCUUCCAACGAGGCAGAGCAGCACCAGCUCAGCACUUCCCAGUUGCUGCUGCUCCUCAACCUCUCAAUUACCUGCCUGAAACUGGGACGUCCUGCCCAGGCUUUAGCAUAUGGGGAGCAGGCCCUGAAGAUAGACCAGAGAAAUGCCAAAGCACUUUUCAGGUGUGGACAGGCUUGUCGCUGCAUGGCAGAGUAUGAAAAAGCCCUGGAGUUCCUGGUGAAAGCACAGCACAUCCAGCCAUUUAACAUGGAUAUUAAUGAGGAGCUGAAAAAGUUGGCAAGCUGUUACAGAGACGCCGUGGAACAGGAGAAGGAAACGUGCCGCAGGAUGUUUGCCAGUCUCAGUCUUCCCCCAUCUGACCAGAAAUAAAGGACCUCUGCAGCUGAUGAAGAGAACAGUUCUUGGAGAGCUCAGCAUCACAGCAAUGUUUUGAGAAAAUGGCUACG
Calypte anna (Anna's hummingbird) is the source of this 1010-nucleotide messenger RNA. It is a transcript of the gene FKBP6, whose product is annotated as FKBP prolyl isomerase 6. Lineage: Eukaryota; Metazoa; Chordata; Aves; Apodiformes; Trochilidae. The transcript has 8 exons. Gene Ontology annotation, molecular function: protein binding; peptidyl-prolyl cis-trans isomerase activity. The record is from RefSeq and is a predicted model, not a curated record. The coding region runs from base 1 to 933 and encodes 310 amino acids.